AUCAACCUUGGCCAACAUUCAUCCAACAAAGGCCUCAAUUCCAAAGCUAGAACUUCCAACAACCAUACCAAGCACAAGUUGGUCAAGGGUUUCAGCAACAACAACAAGUUGACAAGUUCUCUAAGCUUGAAGACCUUUUGACCUCCUUUGUGAGUACAAGCUCUCAGAAGUUCGAGAAGAUUGAGAAAUUCAUGGAUGCGGCAACCACCAAGUUUACCUCAGUUGAGGCGGGACUCCGAAGCCAUCAAGCAAGUCUCCAAAACUUAGAAGUACAAAUUAGCAAUCUUGACGGGAUCCUCACCGAGAGACCAAAGGGAGCCUUACCCUCUCAAACCAUUACUAACCCCAAGGAUCAUGCCGGGGUGAAUGCAAUUCAUUUGAGGAGUGGGAAGGUGGAGGUCGUUUCCAAAGAAGUGAAUGUGAAGGAAGACCCUCUACCCGAGGGUGAAGAAGAGGAAACCUCGGGGGAAAAAAGAUGAGUGGUGAGGAAGGCAUCGCCGACGCCACCACCUGUGGCUGAUUACACGCCACCCCUACCUUUUUCCACAAGGGUGCACAAGGAAAGAUUGUAUAGGAAUGUGGAGGUUUCAUGGAGAUGCUCCGAAAGCUCCACCUCAACAUUCCCUUCCUUGAAGCAAUGGCCCACAUGCCAAGGUACUCGAGAUACCUCAAGGGGUUUCUCUCCAAGAAGCCGAAGUUAGAAGACCUCGCCAAUGUCACCGUAGGCAAGGAGUGCUCAGCCUUCAUCCUCAAUAGGUUCUCCAAGAAGCGACCCGAUCCAGGUAGUUUCACUAUACCUCUUUGCAUCGGUUCUCAUCACAUAGAAAAUUCCUUGGCGGACUUAGGGGCGAGCAUAAAUGUGAUGCCAUUUAAGCUUUUUAAGAGGCUAGACAUAGGUGAACUAAAGAUCAUGAGGCUUAGUGUUACAUUGGCCGAUUGUUCUGUCAUUAGUCCUAGGGGCAUAGUGUAGGACGAGCUAGUAUGAGUGGGAAAAUUCUAUUAUCCGAAAGAUUUUGUCAUCCUGGAUAUAAGUGAGGAUUUUGAUAUGCGACUCAUACUAGGACACCUUUUCCUUGCCACUGCCAAGGCAUUAAUUGAUGUAAAUAAGGGAACUUUGAUUCUGAGGGAUGGUGAGGAGAGAAUUACUCUUGGAAUUUAUCCUAAGCCUAGGAGUGAGGAAGUGAAGUAAGUGGAACCGGGUGAUGUGAAUUGAUGACUCGAUAUUUGCACAUGUUUUCCCCUUUGUUUCUUGAUCGUUUAAGCUUGCAUUAUCGCUUCUUUGGCCUAUUUUAUGCUAGGUUGUGUUUCUUUGUCACAUUUCAGGUCCUAGCAUGUAAAUUGAAGCAUAGGCGCAAGUUUGAAGUCAAUCGGAGAUCAUUCGGCAAUUCGGGAGAAGAAACACGAGCAUAACCUGAGGAAUAAUGGAAUUCUACCUCAUAUUAUGGACAAAUAAUCAUGGAAUUUUGUCAUGAAAAGAAAGAGGACGAGACUACGAGCGUCUGGGAUCAAACGGAGACUGAUUCGGAGUCCGGACGAGGGAGAAACGAAGCAUUAAACAGAGGCUGAGCAAGCCACACGGGCACGCCUAAAAACCCACACUGCCGUGUGAUCUGGCCAUGUGGCCGUGUGGAAAUCACCGAGCCCUCACACGGGCAUAUGGGAAAGUCACACGGCCGUGUGGCCUGGCCGUUUGAUCGGGAAUUUCUGGUUAAAACCCGAUUUUCAGCAAAAGGAAAGGAGAGAGCUGGGUUUUGGUUCCCAAACACCCAAGGGACGAACCCUAGAGAGAGAGCGACUUGGGAACAUUCUUGGAGCUAUUUUGGAGGAUUUCUUCGCCAUUGGAGCUCGGGAAUCAAGCUUGGAGAUGGAGAUUGAAGAUCUAGAUCAGAUUUCUGCAGUCUCUCUCUUCUCUAUGGAGUAACUUCCCUUCACUUAGGUUUUGAGGAACCCUAGUUCCAUGUGUUAGGAUCUUUCUUGUAUGAAGUUUUGGAUGUUAUAUUGUUUGAUUAUAAUCGAUUGAGGCAUGAUUUAUUGAGUCAAUUGAAUCUUGAUCAAAUUCUCUUGAUUUCUGCUUUAACCUAUGAUAGAUAGAAUCUGAUUAGGUUAAGAGAGCUUCCUUGAUUGAUAGUAGUGAAUUGGUUGUGCGGGAGUCAAUCAAUUCACUGCUUUGUACUGGAAUUCAUUCCAGUAGUGGAGAUCUGUGUGAAUCGCCUUAGCAGUCUAUCCCGGUGAAGGCUAGUCGCCUGCCGGGUAUUCUGUCUAAGAGGGCUUGGUCAGCUUAAGAGAUUCCAAGCUAAUUUAGGAUCUUCCGCAGUUUAAUCAACAGUAGAUCAACCAAAGGUAAUUGCAACUUGGACUUAAUUGAGGAGCUAGGGGGAAUCAUACCUAAGUGAGUUCCCAACUUGUAAUUAGUAGAGUAGUUAGUAAAGUAGUUUAGUAAAUCAAUCCUUAAUCUAGUUUGCUAGAUAAUGAACUGAAGCUGAGUAAUAGUAACUCUAAAGACCCGUGGAUUCGAUAUUUAUUACUUGUGCCACUAUACUGCAGUCCCUUUCAUUGGUUACACUUGGCCAUUGUUAGGUGUUGUGUCAUAGCGUGUCAUGAAUGCAAGUGGAGGAGAGUCUUGCAAGGCGAACCCCACUAUUACUGUUGGCUCUUGUGAUUAUGGGAAUCAGGAAAGCAAAGAGGGCAUCUCGCCCAAAGAAGGAAGGAAAAGAGCUUGGAGAGAGAGGAUAAGUUACGCUAAUACCCGGUGGAAGGAGAAGGGCAAAGUGGAAGUCAUUGGUCGAGAAGGCCACCCAAUGGAGAGAAAGUUGAUAGGAGACAUGCCUCACCCCGAAAACGUGGCAGAUCCACUCUCGACGGCAUCACGUUCAAUGGCGUAAUAGAUUUGCAACGUCAAGCUAGUGACAUUAACUUAGCGCUUGUUGGGAGACAACCCAACUAAGGUUUGUUUUCUUUUCCUUAUUUUUCGUUUGUGUCGAGUGAAGUGUUCAAGUGGUCGAGUGGUAUCCCCGUGCCAGGUUUUUGUGAUUGGGUGUUUUGAGUUGUGUUGUGAAUGAUAGUAGGCAUGGUGGAGUAGGUCGAGUAAUAUUUUUUUGGAAGUGCCCUGUUUUCACGGACGGAUUGGCUUGUUACGGUCUUAUAAGACCGUGAACAGGAAAACGUGUCCGGGAACCAGGGUGCUUCCACAUGUGUCAAACCCAUCGAUUUGUCAGCGUUCACAGACGGAUUGCAGUGUUCACAGUCUUAACGACCGUGAACAGGAAAACGCGUCCGUGAACUGCAGGGUCUGCCUAUAAAAGGGCCGUGAACGGUUUUCUUCACUUCACGACCCAAAAUCUCGCCGUAAUCUUUCAAAUCUCACUGGAAAACCGCGAAAAUCUGACGGUUUUUGCCCAUUUUACCCAUUUCCGGCGAUCCAAACCCAAAACCAAGACCAGACCUAGCCUCCCCUCAUCAAAAGCAGCCUUCGUUGAGAUUUUAGGGAAAUUUGGGGUACUUUUCAGGUGAAGUCGCCGGCGGCGAGACUCCGACGAGCUUCUGACGAAGCUUCGACAACCUUCCUCCAGUCUGUUUUCAGCCAAAUUUUCGGCUUCCUCGCCCUCUCCUCACAUCCCUACCCUUCCUACUUGAGUAUUGACACGCCAAAACACAACACCAAACUGCGACCAAGUGUAAUCGCAGUCCGGGAAUGCAGUAAAGUGGCAAGUUCUAAAUAUCAACCUGGGGUCUAGAUCUACUGCCUACUCCGUGAUUAUCUAUUAUCUAGCUAACUAAGUCGAUUGAUUUUUGUCUUAACUGAAAGCAGAAAGAAAGCAGGAAUUGAUUCGGUUUUCUUAAGCAAAGGAAGAGUCACUCGGGAAUGAGUCCCCCUAGCUCCUUAGUUAGGUCUCAGUUGUAAUUACCCUGGGUUGACUUACUGUUGAUUAGACUGCGAAAGAUCCGACAGUAGCUUGGAAUCUCUUAAGCUGACCAAGCCCUCUCAGUCUAACUACCCGGCAGACGACUAGUCUUCACCGGAAUAGAAAGCUGAAGCAAUAAGCACAGAAUUCCACU
Linum trigynum is the source of this 4056-nucleotide messenger RNA. NCBI's taxonomy places the organism in Eukaryota, Viridiplantae, Streptophyta, Magnoliopsida, Malpighiales, Linaceae. The record is from the annotation of a GenBank genome assembly.